This is a messenger RNA of Rattus rattus (black rat), 3085 nucleotides long. RefSeq names its product RUN and FYVE domain containing 2 (gene Rufy2). Gene Ontology annotation, molecular function: metal ion binding. The transcript is spliced from 13 exons. Bases 11 to 1717 code for a protein of 568 amino acids. NCBI's taxonomy places the organism in Eukaryota, Metazoa, Chordata, Mammalia, Rodentia, Muridae. The record is from RefSeq and is a predicted model, not a curated record. Gene Ontology annotation, cellular component: cytoplasm.
AGGGACAAGGAUGGCUUCCCAGUCUCGCGAGUGGUGGGCGGAAGACUGGGGAGAGGAGCGGUGUGGUACCAGCUCCCGGGAGCCCGUCCCGCGGGGUCUCCGUGCAGGCUGGGGGUUGGAGAGAGCAGGGCCCCCUCUAGGGACAGCCGGGGAGUGCUGGCGACCGGCCCCACCUACGACCGCUGCUGCACAAGCCGCCGUCCUAGGGUGCAGGUUACAGGUUGUGAUGAACACUCUUAAAAAAAGAAUCCUGCCAAUUAUGAAACGUCAGGUGGUUUGGGCGCGAGGGUGGGUAGAGGAAUCACACCUCGACGGAGAGUGGAGGAAAAAGAUGUGGGCAGAUCCGGGCUGUUUCAGAUUGCGGAGGAUGUCAGCCUAUUUAGCUGAAAUGCAAACCAUAACAGAGGCUACAAAAGACCCCACGGCUGUGGAGAGAGCCAAUUUGUUAAACAUGGCGAAACUAAGCAUCAAAGGGCUCAUUGAGUCCGCCCUGAGUUUUGGCCGCACCCUGGACUCCGAUUACCCUCCUCUGCAGCAGUUCUUUGUGGUGAUGGAACAUUGUCUGAAGCACGGCCUGAAAGUGAGAAAAUCCUUUUUGAGUUAUAACAAAACUAUUUGGGGCCCUCUGGAACUGGUGGAGAAGCUGUACCCAGAAGCAGAGGAAAUCGGAGCGAGUGUCCGGGAUCUGCCUGGUCUUAAGACUCCCCUGGGUCGUGCUAGAGCGUGGCUUCGAUUAGCCCUCAUGCAGAAAAAAAUGGCCGAUUACCUGCGUUGCCUAAUUAUCCAGAGGGAGCUCCUGAGCGAGUUCUAUGAGUACCACGCACUGAUGAUGGAGGAGGAAGGAGCCGUGAUUGUCGGGCUGCUGGUCGGCCUGAACGUGAUUGAUGCCAACCUGUGUGUGAAGGGAGAGGACCUAGACUCCCAGGUUGGAGUGAUUGAUUUCUCAAUGUAUUUAAAGAAUGAAGAAGAGAUUGGAAACAAAGAAAGGAACGUUCAAAUUGCUGCCAUCUUAGACCAAAAGAAUUACGUUGAAGAGCUAAACAGACAACUCAACAGCACCGUCAGCAGCCUCCAUUCAAGAGUGGACUCGUUAGAGAAGUCAAACACUAAGCUGAUCGAAGAGUUAGCAAUAGCGAAGAAUAAUAUCAUAAAGCUCCAAGAGGAAAACCACCAGUUACGUAGUGAAAAUGAGUUGAUCUUAAUGAGAACUCGGCAGCACCUAGAGGUUACCAAAGUGGAUGUAGAAACCGAGCUUCAAACAUACAAGCAUUCCCGACAAGGUCUAGACGAGAUGUAUGAUGACGCCAGAAGGCAGCUUCGAGACGAGUCGCAGCUCCGACAGGAUGUGGAGAAUGAGCUAUCAGUACAAGUUGGCAUGAAGCAUGAGAUCGAGCUGGCCAUGAAGUUGUUGGAGAAAGAUAUUCAUGAGAAACAAGACACUCUCAUAGGCCUUCGGCAACAGCUGGAAGAAGUCAAAGCAAUCAACAUUGAGAUGUAUCAAAAGCUGCAGGGCUCUGAAGAUGGCUUGAAAGAAAAAAAUGAAAUAAUUGCCAGACUAGAAGAAAAGACCAAUAAAAUCACUACAGCCAUGAGGCAGCUGGAGCAAAGUGACAACGACUUGUUAACUCAAACUAGGACAAUUGCAGUGUCAUUGGUGAAAAGUGCUAGCAGUGACCCUCAGGACCAGUACAAGCUGGUCAAAGACAUCUCCUUCUGAAACCCACUCCUAGAGCAGAGCCCAUACUCUCCCAUGUUAAUGGAAAAGCAUUUAUGCUAUCUCAUAUGUACAGGCUGCAGGACCCACCCCUUCAUGGCUGCUGUGCAACAUGGCAGCUGCACUUGGGCGGGCUCCUCACAUGCACUCCUCAGCCUUGUGCACAAGGGCAGAUCCGAGUCUCAUCUUCGAGGAUGGCAAGAUUUUCAAAGUUUUAUCUUUUUAGCUACUUUUUGAUGGAAGCUAGAAACCUUUGGUUUCAAGCUGUGUUGGCACAGAUAAAACAUAUACCCACACCCACUGGCAUACUCUGCCUAAUGGCUCCUUUUUAAAGUUAAGUUUUUAAAGCAUUUUCUCAAGCCAGGCUGGCCGUUGCCUUGAGCUUUAGCACCUCCGUUUUCUAAUCCUCCCGCCCUCCUGUGAUAGCACAACUGCAGGCCUACCUCACUUACUUUACGGAGUCCACCCCUACCGCCUUAAUCCUUUCAUUUCAAUGUAGACCUAGAGGUAACUUACUUCCUCUCCUUUCCUUGGAGGCUUUUGUACUCGCAGUGUGUGUUGCCUUACUUAGGGUGUUUGAGGCAGAUAUGAAGAUACAAGAGUUCUCUUGUGACUUCUCAUGAAGAGUUAAUGUCCCUUGAAUUCUAGGAAAUAUUUUCUUAUAAAAUAUUGAAGAUAAACCUCAGAAAUCUUGAUGGCCAAGGGAGGCAAUGAGUGUGGCUAAGCCUGGGGACAGUGACUUAAAUAAAAAUAGGGAAACAGGAUUCAAGGUAAAGAAUAGAAAUUACUUAGGGCUGGAGAGGUGGCAGCAGUUAAGAGCACAUAUUCUUAUAGAGGACCUGGGUUCACUUCCCAGCACCCACAUGGAGUGGCUUACCACUGUCUAUAGCUCCAGUUCCAUGGGAUCUGACACCUUCUGACCUCUGUGGGCACCAAGCAUAUGUGGUGCCUAGACAUUCAUUCAAACAAAACAUUCAUAAAUAUAAAAUAAAUAUUUAAAAAUUUCUUUCUAGGGAAUGAUGCCAAGCACUAAAUAUUGUUGAAUUUUAAAAAUACACAUAUACACACGUACAUAAACAGCUUUGCAUAAUUAAUCAGCUGCACAGAGCCCCACAGGAAGACUCCAGUACUGAGAGUGGUGGUUGCUCCUGGCCUUUGUAGUGCACUUGAGUCCUGGCACACACAUCUUAGCAUCACACACAGCAGGUGUGGUCUGCACUUACUAUAGACCCAAGUAUGCUGCUCACGGCUUUGUAAAAGGGCAGUAUCAUACCUAGCCAUAUUUGAAAUUUGAAUCAUUAUCCUCCAACAGUAAAAACCUGUAUUGCUUUGCAUUAAUUAUGAACAAGAAAUAAAGCAAAUUUAAAGAUA